Messenger RNA from Debaryomyces fabryi, 414 nucleotides. RefSeq names its product Sdc1p (gene SDC1). NCBI's taxonomy places the organism in Eukaryota, Fungi, Ascomycota, Pichiomycetes, Serinales, Debaryomycetaceae. The coding region runs from base 1 to 414 and encodes 137 amino acids. The transcript has a single exon. The record is from RefSeq and is a predicted model, not a curated record.
AUGGACGCAUCGGAGGAGACCAAUAAGAGAGAAUUGGAGAAGACUGAUUCAAGCAAUGCUUCAGUUGAAAACGGAGGAACAUCUUCGCAAGCGAAGCGCCCUAAAACUAUUUCUGAAGAUAAACAAGAUCCGAACCAUGGGAAUGAAUUGCCAGUCCAUGAAGUUGUAGGAGGAUCUUCAGUGAGACAAUAUUUGAAUAAGCAUCUAACACAACAUCUAUUAGAGGCAUUACGUGAUGUUAGUAAGAAUAAGCCAGAAGAUCCUUUGAAAUAUCUUGGUGAAUUUUUGAUCCAGAGAUCGAACCAAAUUGCCAACGGAGAAGCUACUAGUCGUAGCAUUCCUCCAAAUAGUGACGGAGCACCAAAAUCUGAUACUGGGGAUGAUACAGCAGUGAAAUCAGAGCAAGAUAAUUAA